GAUUUUUUAACUUGGAAACCGUUGCGCAACUCCCUAAAAACCUGCCCAACGCGUUAAUCUCGUUGGGCUGCAGCCUUUUCGUGUGCACUCAAACGACUCCUCUAUUGUUUUGUCGCGACCGAAUCGCGUCUGGCCAGACAAAUAAGAAGUGACAGAACAAGACAAAGACAACAACAAGCAGUCAGUUUAUAUCCGGUAAUUUAGGUACCUAACUGAAAACUUCUUCUAUCAACCAGAUUACCUAUUCAGUGGUGUUGGGCUGCAGCAGUUUAGCUUUUCAAGGCGCCGGCUCCUGCUUGUACACAGUAAAAGACUCUGAAUUGAACCGUCUUUUUGUCCCGUGGUCUAUUUCGCAGCGUAUGUCCUGAUACCCCGGUAUCUUCCUUUUGUCAACCGCUACGUUUUUUUUUCUUCGAUUCCAAAAAGACGACAGACACCAAUCGAUUAUCAGUCGACGUACGACAUCGCCCCGCGACACCUUAGAAAGGCACCAAUUCGGAUCUUGCUGCCUUACCCAACAUCUUGUGCCAAUCGACAUUUGACGGCGCAGCAAUUGCUCUGUCGCCAGCCCACCUCCACCGGGCCGAUAUUCUUGGCCAAAGUUGCCCACCACGGCGGACCCUGACGAACCUGAUAGACAACCUCCCGAAUCAGAUUUUCUGUAACCAAGUUGGAGAAAAUCGAGUCGGCUGCCCGCGAUGUCUCAGAACCGUCCAGCAGCCUUCAAUACCCUACGGAUGGGUGAAGUCAUCCGUGAAAAGGUGCAAGAUGGAAUCACCGGAGAGACGCGCGAUUUGCAGUACACGCAAUGCAAGAUUGUUGGCAACGGUUCAUUCGGCGUCGUCUUUCAGACAAAGCUGUCACCCUCGAACGAAGAUGCUGCGAUAAAGAGGGUUCUUCAGGACAAGAGGUUCAAGAAUCGAGAGCUACAGAUCAUGCGGAUUGUUCGCCAUCCGAACAUUGUGCAGCUAAAAGCAUUUUACUACUCUAAUGGGGAGCGCAAAGAUGAGGUGUAUCUGAACCUGGUACAAGAAUUUGUACCCGAGACCGUCUAUCGAGCUUCGAGGUUCUUUAACAAGAUGAAGACUACUAUGCCGAUUCUCGAAGUCAAACUCUACAUCUACCAGCUCUUCCGGGCACUGGCCUACAUUCACUCUCAGGGAAUCUGCCAUCGCGAUAUCAAGCCACAAAACCUCCUCCUCGACCCGACCACCGGCAUUUUGAAGCUGUGUGACUUUGGAAGUGCCAAGAUUCUCGUCGAGAACGAGCCCAACGUGUCGUACAUCUGCUCACGAUACUACCGCGCCCCCGAGCUAAUCUUUGGAGCCACCAACUAUACCACCAAGAUUGACGUCUGGUCCACUGGCUGCGUUAUGGCAGAGCUGAUGCUUGGCCAGCCGUUGUUCCCAGGCGAAUCUGGUAUAGAUCAACUCGUGGAGAUUAUCAAGGUUCUGGGCACGCCGACUAGGGAGCAGAUCCGUACUAUGAACCCCAACUACAUGGAGCACAAGUUCCCUCAGAUUAAGCCUCACCCUUUCAACCGGGUUCUCAGGAAGGCGGACAACAAUGCCAUUGACUUGAUCGCUCGACUCUUGGAGUACACACCAACUGAGCGACUCAGCGCCAUCGACGCAAUGGUUCAUCCUUUCUUUGACGAUCUCCGCAAUCCAUCAACAAAAUUGCCAGACUCGAGGCAUCAGACUGGUCAGGUUCGGGACUUGCCGCCUCUGUUUGACUUCAACCGGCACGAAUUGUCGAUCGCUCCACAGCUGAACCACCAACUUGUACCGCCACACGUGAGGCCUACACUGGCGGCUCAAGGCUUGGAUAUUGAUCACUUUACGCCUAUGCGGAAGGAGGACAUGCUUGCGAGGUUAGAUUGAGGGGAUGGAAUGGUCUAUGGGCUCCCGUAGCUCAUAGGGCUUCUAUUGUAUCGGUAACAUCGGUCUGAAAACGAUACGACAUCUCAUCUCACGAUUUUGGGAAUUACGCAGAGGAUCCUGGCUACGAUGUAGCGGCAACGGACGCCCCUGACAACCCCAGUGAUCCGGGCUGUCCUGAUGUGAUUUUAGCCGCCAACACUAGCAGCUGAGAGAAUAUUGUCGAUAACGUUGGAACGGACAACCGGGAUACAACCCGAAAUCGUGCCAGGCCGGCCAGAAGCCGCCUUGGCCCGAGCGCCCUCGACUGUCGGUGGUGUUCGGGAUCCGGAUUGGUUCAGGGGUCUACUUGCGUAUUGGCUCCGGAUGUGGAACAGAGCAGGCUGAUAUGUGCUUGCCCGGUGCCAAGACCUCAUCCAGUUUGAGGCUCGAGGCGACCGUCUUUUUUUGGAAGAACAGAUCAAGAUUUGCAACCUUUUUCUCCUCUAGAUUUCACUCUGCAUGAUCUGAUAUGGCUUUACUCUCUCCAAGCUGCAUUUGGCACCGGCAUUUGAGUCAGUCUGUGCGCGAUGAGGGCUAUUUGAUUUGUUCUCUGGCGGGCAAGCAGCUAUCUGUUGUUGACUCGCUGGAGUGAUGCUGGCUUGUCCACGUUUUGUUUCGUUUGCGCAAUCACACUGCCAAAGGCGGUGGGUUUCCUAGUUGUUCAGGGUCUGCACACGGUAGUCGUCUUAUGGCAUCUGCCACGGAACUACAAAGGUUCAGAGAUGUCAUAUGCGCUCAGUUUGAAACUCGACAUGACUAGAUCAAUCUUUUAACCAGAUGCUACCGAAUGAGAUCGAAUGCAUAGGCUCACAGAUUACAGGCAUUGAAAAAGGGCACGAAAAGUGGGCCGGCGUCACUUUCGCAUCAAUUUAUUAUGUAUCUCUUAUCUUGUUCGCCGUCGUAGUUUUCCGAGGAA
Molecule: messenger RNA, 2838 nt
Organism: Pyricularia grisea
Lineage: Eukaryota; Fungi; Ascomycota; Sordariomycetes; Magnaporthales; Pyriculariaceae
Exons: 8
Coding region: 699-1883 (394 amino acids)
Biological process (GO): signal transduction; protein phosphorylation
Cellular component (GO): cytoplasm
Molecular function (GO): protein serine/threonine kinase activity; ATP binding; protein serine/threonine/tyrosine kinase activity
Source: RefSeq, a predicted model, not a curated record